Messenger RNA from Colletotrichum gloeosporioides, 1152 nucleotides. Its product is annotated as Secondary metabolism regulator LAE1. The transcript has a single exon. Bases 1 to 1152 code for a protein of 383 amino acids. Lineage: Eukaryota; Fungi; Ascomycota; Sordariomycetes; Glomerellales; Glomerellaceae. The record is from RefSeq and is a predicted model, not a curated record. Gene Ontology annotation, molecular function: methyltransferase activity.
AUGGCAUCCGCGUUCAUCGAGCUGGCCACGGGCCCUUCAAGGACGGAGCCGUCUAUCCCAAGCCCUCCCGCUUCUAUCCCCAGUCCUCCCGCUGAUCCACAGCCUUCGAGAACGGGACCGUCUGUCCGGGAUCCUGCUGCCGACCCACAGCCUGGAGUGGCUACAGAUACGCGGAUUGAACCGAACCCGGAUCUAGAUGGUGGAGAUGAUAACGACGAUGCAGACUCCGCGAUCGACGCCCAGAGUAUUGUGUCGUCUACAGCGUCGCUGUCCGAGAGUAUCUUCGACUAUCGCAAGCUUCAUGGCCGGACGUACCAGAAUAGCAAGACGACGGAGUACUGGGCGCCGAACGAUGAGCAGCAGAAUGACGGACUGGACAUGAUCCAUAACGCACUGCUGAUGCUUCUGGACGACGAGCUCUUUCUGGCGCCAAUUGGGGAUAAUCCGCAAAGAGUUCUGGACGUCGGCACGGGGACGGGGAUUUGGGCAAUCGACUUCGCAGACCAGUACCCGGACGCUGAGGUUCUUGGCACCGAUAUCAGUCCCAUCCAGCCAACGUGGGUGCCUACCAACCUCCGCUUCGUUCUGGAUGACUGCCUCCUCGACUGGAUGUGGCCGGAGGAUCACUUUGACUUCGUCCACCUGCGGUGUCUUUACGGUAGCAUACCAGACUGGGUGAGCUUAUACCGGUCAGCUUACCGGCACCUCAAGCCUGGCGGUUGGGUCCAGAACCUGGAGUUCGACGCCAACGUUCAAUCUGACCACAUCCAGCUCCCGCCAGACCAUGUUUUCCACGAAUGGAGGCGCAUCUUUGACGAAGGCGGCGAGAAGAUGGGGCGUUCCUUUUCCGUCUCCCGAGGACAUACAAUGAAGCACAACAUGGAGGCGGCUGGGUUCGUCGACGUCGUGGAGAGAAAGAUCAAGGUCCCCAUGCAUGGCUGGCCGAAAGAUGAGAAGCUUCAACACGCGGGUCUCCUGAUCAACAUGGCCUUUGACCAAAGCCUUGAGGGGUUUGCCAUGUUCCUGAUGACUGAGAUUCUGGGAUGGGAUCCAGUACAAGCGACGGUUCUUGGGGCGCAGAUGAGGAGAGAAAUGAAGAAGAGGUCCAACUAUGCUUGGUGCGAGACGUACGUGUCCCUACGGGCGCAAUGA